AUGUCUCAGUUCUGGACGGUGUUUGUUUUCCAUUCGCUUUGCAGCCUCGCAUCGAGUCAAGGCGUUCCUUUGACUAAUGCUGCAGCAAGUGUUGAAUCCAGCGGCUCAUCAGCUCUACUUCGUUCUCUUGGCUUACCUCAGCACACAGAAUAUGAGAUUGUAUCCCCAUAUGAGGUCAGCCAGCGAGGUGUGUACAUCUCGCACGAGAUCGCCCACCAUCAGCGCAGACGACGACGAAGAUCGCCGUCUCCCGACGUGUCCGCUUCAAACGCUAACGGCAGCGGUGAAACGACUCACUUCCGGGUGAGCGGCUUGGGGCAGGACUUCCACAUGGAGCUGCGCGAGGCCUCCCAGACCCUGAUCGCACCUGGCUUCGCCAUCCAGGUCCUGGGAAACAACGGCACCAAGAGCCUCAGGGCUUACCGGCGGGACCACCUCUGCUUUUACCAAGGGUCACUGAGGCUAAAGGUCAACUCGUCAGUGGCGCUGUCCACAUGCGUGGGGAUGUCGGGUUUGAUCCGCACCGCCGACGCAGACUACUUCUUGAGGCCGGUGCCCCGCCACUUUGCGCAGAGAGAGAACUUCACAGCACCUUCCCAUCACCAGCCACACAUCCUCUACAAGAGCGACAGGGAGAGAGGUCAACACCAUCGGGUGCUUCACAAGAGGUCACCCGAUUCAGUCCCUCACAAAUCACACUGGAGCUAUGGCGCUGAAAGGCAAACCAGAAUACAGACUGAUGAAGAGGAGCAGGGACGGCAGCAAAGCGGUCAUCCUAGCGACCGGCAGGAGCAUCACAGAAGAGGAAAUGAGCACGACGGCCAUGACUACGCACACAAGGAGAAGCAGAGGCAGCACUUCUGCGGAAGACGGAAGAAAUACAUGCCGAAACCUCCAACGCAGCAUCUCUCCCUGCUUCCCGAUGAGUACACGUUCGUUCCCAGGAACAAGAGGGCAGUUAUGGGAAAGAAGCCAAAUAAUCCAAAACUCAAUGUUGAGACGCUGGUGGUGGUCGACAGGAAGAUGAUGGACAACCACGGCCGCGAGAACAUCACGACUUACGUUCUCACAGUACUCAAUAUGGUGUCGAGUCUCUUCAAAGACGGUACCAUAGGAGGGAGCAUCAAUAUCGUCAUAGUGGGACUUGUGCUUCUUGAUGAAGACCAGGAUGGUUUGGUGAUCAGUCACCAUGCAGACCACACACUGAACAGUUUCUGCCAGUGGCAGUCCACUCUCGGAGGUCGAGAGGGUCAGCGCCAUGAUCACGCCAUUUUACUCACAGGAUUUGACAUCUGCUCGUGGAAGAAUGAGCCAUGUGACACUCUGGGUUUUGCCCCCAUAAGUGGGAUGUGCAGCAAGUACCGGAGCUGCACCAUCAAUGAGGACACGGGUCUCGGAUUGGCAUUCACCAUUGCCCAUGAAUCUGGACAUAAUUUUGGAAUGGUCCAUGAUGGCGAAGGGAACAUUUGUAAGAAGUCAGAAGGCAACAUCAUGUCUCCCACAUUAGCGGGUCACAACGGUAUCUUCUCAUGGUCUGCAUGCAGCCGCCAGUACCUCAGCCGCUUUCUCAGCUCGGCCCAGGCUUUGUGCCUCUCAGAUGAACCCAGUGGCGUGAAGGAGUAUCGCUAUCCCGAGAAGCUGCCGGGCGAGCUGUAUGACGCGGACACACAGUGCAAAUGGCAGUUUGGUGAGAAGGCCAAGCUCUGCACUCUUGAUUUUAAGAAGGAUAUCUGCAAAGCUCUCUGGUGCCACCGCAUUGGGAGGAAGUGUGAGACCAAAUUCAUGCCAGCGGCAGAAGGCUCUGCCUGCGGGCCUGAUAUGUGGUGUCGAAGGGGUCAGUGUGUGAAACACGGCGACGAGGGCCCGAGGCCGCAGCACGGCCAGUGGUCGGCGUGGUCGGCUUGGUCUGUCUGCUCGCGAACCUGCCAGAGUGGAGUCGCCUCUCGGGAUAGGCAGUGCAAUAACCCCAGACCGGUUUACGGAGGAAAGUUUUGCGAAGGCUCGCCCCGGUCGUACAAGCUGUGCAACACUCGAGAUUGCCCCCACAACGCCGUCGAUUACCGAGCGCAGCAAUGUGCCGAGUUCAACAGCAAGCAGUUCCGAGGGUGGCGCUACACCUGGAGGCCCUACACAAGAGUGGACGAUCAGGACGUAUGCAAGCUCUACUGCUUCGCCGAAGGUUAUGACUUCUUCUUUGCACUGGCCAGCAAAGUCAAGGAUGGAACACUUUGCUCACAGGACAGCUCUAAUGUCUGUAUUGACGGCCUGUGCGAGAGCGUGGGCUGUGACCGUGCGUUGGGGUCUUCGGCUGUGCCUGAUGUUUGUGGAGUGUGUAAAGGAGACAACUCCGCCUGUAAGACCUUCAAAGGACAGUACACAAAGCAGCAUCAUACGAACCAGUACUACAGCGUGAUCACCAUUCCAGCCGGGGCUCGGACCAUUCGCGUUGUGGAACUGAAUGCAUCGAGCUCCUACUUGGCCGUCAGGGACACCCAGAGGCGUUACUACCUGAAUGGACGUCGGACGGUGGACUGGCCAGGCAGACAUCCCAUCGCGGGAGCCGUUUUUGAAUAUAAAAGGCCUUUCAACAGACCAGAGAGCCUCAUAUCAGCUGGACCCACUAAUGAGACGCUGGUUAUUGAGAUAUUGUUGCAAGGUUUGAACCCGGGUGUACAUUGGGAAUACACUCUGAUGAAAACUGAUGAAGCAAGCGCUCAACUCAAACACAAUUACACGUGGGCCAUCAUACGCUCCAAGUGCUCAGCGUCAUGUGCCGGAGGCCGAAUGAACACCCAGCCAGCAUGUUACAAAGACUUGCGAGUGCAAGUGAACACAUCGUACUGUAAUCCCAGAUCGAGGCCGGCGACUGGAACGAUGCCGUGUAACACCCAACCGUGCCCUGCCAGCUGGUCUGUGGGGGCUUGGGGGGCAUGCAGUCAGAGCUGCGGAGGAGGGGAGCAGACGCGGCAGGUCCGGUGCGUCCGGAGAAGUCCGAGCAAAGACGACACCCUCGCGGAUUCUCACUGUUCACCGCUGAGCCCGGCCAGGAGCAGGGCCUGCGGCGCCCACGCUUGUCCACCGGUUUGGACCACCGGCCCGUGGUCACAGUGCUCUCGUAAGUGCGGUAACGGCUCGAGGAAGAGGACGGUUUUGUGUGCGAGACCCGACACGGGUACUCAGUCGCAGACUCUGCAAGACAGUUUGUGCGCAGGCUUGGUGAAACCUGCUAGUCAAGAAUCCUGCUUCAUCAAACGCUGUCAGAAGCAACGCAAAGUCCAGUGGUUUGUCUCAACGUGGCAAGAGUGCUCGGUAACCUGUGGCCGCGGGUAUCAAGCACGUUUCAUCAAGUGUGCUGAAAAGGACGCAGCCGGCAAAUACCGAGAGCUUGCAGGCAAAAAGUGCCACCACAUCCCCAGGCCCAAAGUGGAGCUCCAGCGGCCGUGCACCUCGGCGGAGUGUCUCGUCCGUCCGACCCCGUCGGUGCAGCGGUGGAACGCGCAUCAUCAUCAUCCGCUCCCGAGACCUGAAUGGCGCGCAUCUCCGUGGUCCCAGUGUUCAGUGACGUGCGGAGGUGGGGUGCAGGCGAGGACAGUCCAAUGCCUGGCACAGAGGAAACCUUUUUCUGGCUGCACCCUCCAUCUAAAACCAUCAAUGUCCCAGGCUUGCAAUACCAACUACUGCCCUCAACCUGACAAAAAGGAUCUGGCAUGUCGGGAUUCCUUCAACUGGUGUUAUCUGGUGCCACAGCAUGGCGUGUGCAACCACAAGUUUUAUGGCAAGCAGUGCUGUCAGUCCUGUUCUAAUUCAAACCUAUAA
This is a messenger RNA of Phycodurus eques (leafy seadragon), 3816 nucleotides long. Its product is annotated as A disintegrin and metalloproteinase with thrombospondin motifs 16. The transcript is spliced from 24 exons. Gene Ontology annotation, molecular function: metalloendopeptidase activity. Gene Ontology annotation, biological process: proteolysis; extracellular matrix organization. NCBI's taxonomy places the organism in Eukaryota, Metazoa, Chordata, Actinopteri, Syngnathiformes, Syngnathidae. The coding region runs from base 1 to 3816 and encodes 1271 amino acids. Gene Ontology annotation, cellular component: extracellular matrix. The record is from RefSeq and is a predicted model, not a curated record.